GCAUCUUUUCUUACAAAGAAGCUAAAUAUUGGUGGGAAAAGAGUAAACCUUGCAAUAUGGGAUACAGCUGGUCAAGAAAGAUUUCAUGCAUUGGGGCCGAUCUACUACAGGGAUUCUAAUGGCGCUAUUCUAGUAUAUGAUAUAACAGAUGAAGACUCUUUUCAAAAGGUAAAAAACUGGGUUAAGGAAUUAAGAAAAAUGUUGGGAAAUGAAAUCUGUUUAUGUAUAGUAGGUAACAAAAUAGACUUGGAAAAAGAGAGACACGUUUCAGUGCAAGAAGCAGAAACGUAUGCUGAGUCUGUUGGAGCAAAACACUAUCAUACUUCAGCUAAACAGAACAAAGGAAUUGAAGAACUGUUUCUUGACCUUUGUAAAAGAAUGAUAGAAACUGCUCAAGUGGAUGAAAGAGCAAGAGGCAAUGGUUCCAGUCAGUCAGGAAUAGCAAGGCGAGGUGUACAGAUCAUUGAUGAUGAGCCACAAGUACAGAGCAGUGGAGGGUGCUGUUCUUCUGGAUAAUUAUAAAACUGUGCAUCACUGCCCUCUCAAUAUGAAGACUGCCAUAUUCCAAGUCACACGUUCUUUACCAAUGGAGUAAUAGAAUUAACAGUAUUUAAAAAUAAUCACAUGUAACACUGCAGAGACCUUAAGUGCUAAACUAGUGGCAUCUGUGACCAGAGAAUUGGCAUUUUCUACAGUGGUUAACAAAGCAAUUACCAAUGGCCUUUUUACAUAUUUUUCUUUAAUGAGGAAUAAUAUGCAUGUAGAUAAGACCUACUUAAAGGCUUCAUUUAUAUUCUUUUAAAUCAGAUCAUUAUUUAAUAACUUAUAUACAUUGUUGUUGGAAUGGUAUAUGUUUUUGCAGCUCUUUGUAUUUUGUGGUAGAUUGAAUUGUAUCACUUUGAAAAUGCAAAUUGAUUUUUUUUUUUUUUUAAAUUAGCAGAUACCUGAAGUAAUAUUUUUGCAGGGCCUUUACAAGCCUAUAACUGUCAACUACUUUGAUAUAUUCUGUUCAUCCUGUAUGCCAAGCUGGUAAAAUACAUUGUAAAUUACAUAUUAAAUAUUUUAUCUGCUUUUACAGUUGCAAGUGCAGAAAUAUGUACAUCAGUCUUGUCAGUGAUUGUGAAGUGAACAAGUCAGUGAAAGAUGCAAGCUUUUCAUAUGUAUUGUUGAAUUGCUCAUUCUAUUCCCCCUACCUGAAAACAGCUUUUUUUGGUAUAUUCAUAGCUACAGCAUUUUUUUUAAGCCUUAUCUGGCAAGCAGCAGUAUUUAGAGUACCCCCUCAGUGGGAAGGGAAUGCUUCCUUAGAUUGCUGUUUAACAGUGAGGUGUUUGACUCCCAGCUACAACAGUUGGCGUAUGCAUAUAUCUUGCCUCUGCAGUUACUUUGGCCUCUCAGAAUAUCCCCAGAAAGUCAAAGCAACUUUAGCCCUCGUCUAUCUGGUAGCUGGUAAACCAGGUGCAUGGGAAACUCUUAAGCUGCAUUAACGCAUUUGUGUCCCAAAACAGCAUUAUAAACUACUAAUGAGCAUAAUUUUUUACCCUAUGUUGCAGGGCUUGAGUGAACAAAUGAAUUGGAAUUAACUACAACCGCUUCUGAUUUGGAGUGAUUAAGUGGAAGAUACGAAACUUGCCAGAUGUAAUUGUAACUUUGGGGGUACUAGACAGAACUGAACUUAGUCCUGACUUGCUCUUUC
Molecule: messenger RNA, 1693 nt
Organism: Antrostomus carolinensis (chuck-will's-widow)
Lineage: Eukaryota; Metazoa; Chordata; Aves; Caprimulgiformes; Caprimulgidae
Gene: RAB21
Product: RAB21, member RAS oncogene family
Exons: 6
Molecular function (GO): GTP binding; GTPase activity
Source: RefSeq, a predicted model, not a curated record